This is a messenger RNA of Nematocida parisii ERTm1, 427 nucleotides long. RefSeq lists its product as uncharacterized. Lineage: Eukaryota; Fungi; Microsporidia. The coding region runs from base 1 to 399 and encodes 132 amino acids. Gene Ontology annotation, molecular function: structural constituent of ribosome. Gene Ontology annotation, cellular component: cytosolic small ribosomal subunit. The record is from RefSeq and is a predicted model, not a curated record. The transcript has a single exon.
AUGGAAAUGAACUUACAACAGGGAGAGAAUGCAAUGACAACUACACAGGCAUCUGAAAGCAUGUGCAUCUCGAGUUUAAAAGUAGGAGGUAUGGUUAAAGGAUUUAGACAGGUGACAAAGUCUUUAAUAGGAGGAAGAUCUAAGCUUGUUAUUAUGUCCAAGGAGAUCAAUGAGAGAAAGAUGAAGGACAUCAUUGAUGGAUUGGUUAAGCAGUAUGAUGUGCCAGUUCUGAAGGUAGAAAGCCACGUAGAGCUUGCCAGAUACGUUGGAAUUUGCAAAUUUGAUGAGACUGGAAAGAUCGUAAAAGAUGCAAAGUGCGCAGUUGCAUCCAUUGAGGAUUUCGGAGAGAACACUCUAGGAAGAGACACUCUGUUUGGAAACAUGGGAUUAGCUGAAUAAGAGAAUAAGAAUAAAUAAACCGAAAUGG